Molecule: messenger RNA, 2164 nt
Organism: Suillus clintonianus
Lineage: Eukaryota; Fungi; Basidiomycota; Agaricomycetes; Boletales; Suillaceae
Exons: 11
Coding region: 384-1988 (534 amino acids)
Source: RefSeq, a predicted model, not a curated record
CCGAAACUUGACGGCAGGAAAAAUCAACUCCGCUAGGUUCUCCGCUGUAUCGAGCCGCGCCAAUGUCAGGCAUUUGAAUUGUCGAUCUUGCUCUUAUCUGAUCUCGAGGCAUUGCAGCUGUGCACGACAGCUGUGAUCGUGGAUAUGAUGAUGUCAGAGAGCCUCCUGCUUGUGAAACUGCCGUCGUUUCAAUUACAAUUAGGACCGUCAUCCGAUGAAACAAGCACCGAAAGCCAUAUAGUCGAGAACACACGUUUCCCCCCGAACUAAUAAUACCCUACACAGAUUUCGGUAGAGUAUUCAUACGACCGUGAGCCUCUGCGUCGUCCCACUCCUCAUAGAACGCAUAUUCCCAUCUCUCUCGUUCGUGACUGCUCGAUACUAUGUCAGACGCUGGCGAAUGCGAAGUAUCGAGGAAGCCGAAGAUCCUGAUCGCAAGCUUUGACGGUACUGCAGGCUUUUACGAUGCGACGAACACGAAUGUUGUCAAGUUCGUUUCAUUGUUGAAGAAAGACACGGACAGACAGCUCUGUUAUUACCAGGCAGGUGUUGGGACGUAUUUUGCCCCUGGAGUGGUGUCCCCCAUGUUCACUUGGCUCGCGAAGAUCUUGGAUGAGGCUUUUGCAUGGUACCUGGACGCCCAUGUCAUGGAUGGUUACAACUUCUUGAUGGAGAACUACCGGCCUGGUGAUAAGAUUUGUCUUUUCGGCUUCUCUCGAGGAGCAUAUACUGCACGUGCGUUAGCGGGAAUGCUGCACAAGGUUGGGCUGCUUCCGAAAUCUAACAUCCAACAAAUUGGCUUUGCCUAUGAGGCAUAUAAGCAGACUGGCGUACAGGCAGAUGCGCUUGCUGCAGGUUUUAAGCAGACAUUUUCACGUGACGUCAAGGUAGAGUUUGUAGGAGUCUGGGACACCGUACAAAGCACUGGAGUGCUCCUGAGCCGGAACCUGCCAUUCACAGACUCUAACACCCUGAUCAAGACAUUUCGACACGCUUUGGCUCUCGACGAGCGCCGCGUUAGAUUCCAGCCAGAUCUUUACCAUCGGCCCAGGACGGAUAUAGCCGAUCCGGAAUUUAUCGAUGUGUCAAAGCUAUGCGAAGCUAUUGCAGAAUUGGAAGACAGUGUUUCCGAUGAAAUUGGUUCACUGCGGAAUCAUCUCCUUCAAGCUGUCAAACGCGGGAGGAAGUUCGCGAAAAAGCCGAAGUUUCAAGGGCUGAAGCGCCGUUUCGCCAAGCGCCAACAGAGCAAAAUCGAGAUCGUCCCUAAGAAUUCUGGGGAUACUACCGUCGUCAAGGAUCAGACAAGUGCGGAAGUGCUUGACGUCCCUGAUGUAGAGCCGAUACCACCAUCAGAUGUUCUGGAAGUCUGGUUCGCGGGAUGUCAUAGUGACAUAGGUGGUGGAAAUGUUGGGAACUCUGACAAGGUCUCGUUGGCGCAAAUCACCCUUCGCUGGAUGGUUGAGCAGGUCAUCCUGUCUCAGUGCGGCAUUGCUUUUGAUGAGGAAGCUCUUGAGCGUGUCGGCAUGCCGUUAUCAAGCUUUCCUGUCCCGACAACGCCGCCUGCUACUGAGGAUCCGACCGGCAAGUCACCACCGAUGACAGAGAAGACCGGCCUCAGUGCUGCGCCUGACGAUGCUGUGUCGCCUGUCGCAGAAGUACCCUUAUCCGCCCCUUCUAGCCCUCCCACUGAUCCUCCCACUACACCCUCGCUCCCAAAUCCUCAAACUUGCGAUGCUCUAGCUCCUUUGUUUGACGAGUUACAGCUCCAGAAGGCUUGGUGGCUUCUUGAAAUAUUGCCCCUUCCAUUUGCAUGGCAAGAUGCGCAUGGUAAAUGGCACAAGAAAUGGAGGUUACAUCUGGGCAAAGGUCGCGCUAUUCCCUACCAGCACCCUAACUUCCAUUCAUCUGUCAAGGAGCGGAUGGACUAUGCACCCUUGAACUAUAAGCCACGAGCGAUAUACCGACACGACCAGGUUACUUUUAUAUGACGAUGACACGACCCGCCCCUUGAUGCCCAUCUAUGAUAGAAAUCUUAUGAAACUAUCACACGAAUCCCACCCUGAAGGACAGUAUUAGUGUUACGUGAGUUCUACCUUGAGACCUCCCCAUUGUAUUUGUUUAUAACUCGCAUUAUUAUAAUUGUGAUGAUGAUAUGAUCACGUCG